This is a messenger RNA of Gavialis gangeticus (Gharial), 4692 nucleotides long. RefSeq names its product glutamate ionotropic receptor AMPA type subunit 1 (gene GRIA1). The transcript has 16 exons. Gene Ontology annotation, biological process: modulation of chemical synaptic transmission; monoatomic ion transport; synaptic transmission, glutamatergic. Bases 1 to 2928 code for a protein of 975 amino acids. Gene Ontology annotation, cellular component: dendritic spine; postsynaptic membrane; plasma membrane. Gene Ontology annotation, molecular function: transmitter-gated monoatomic ion channel activity involved in regulation of postsynaptic membrane potential; AMPA glutamate receptor activity. The record is from RefSeq and is a predicted model, not a curated record. Lineage: Eukaryota; Metazoa; Chordata; Crocodylia; Gavialidae.
AUGCAUGAAGAGCGCUUUCCCUUUCUUUCUCUCGGCGCUCAGUUAAUCCUGCUGUCAGUUGGUGUUAAGCAGCAGACGAAGCGCUGGAUUCCAGGAGAGGGAGACGCACAGCACCGAAGGCAUAGCAGAAGGGAGGUGCGGACAGAAAGAGAGACCAGAGGGAGAAAACCAAAUCUAUGCUUGGAACUGGGCUUCUUUUUCGCCAAUGCAAAAGGGAAUAUGCAGCACAUUUUUGCUUUCUUCUGCACCGGUUUCCUAGGGACGGUGUUAGGGGCCAAUUUCCCCAACAACAUCCAGAUAGGGGGAUUAUUUCCUAAUCAGCAGUCCCAGGAGCAUGCGGCUUUUCGGUUUGCACUGUCUCAGCUCACAGAACCCCCUAAGCUGCUCCCCCAGAUCGACAUUGUGAACAUCAGCGACAGCUUUGAGAUGACAUACACCUUCUGUUCACAGUUUUCCAAGGGCGUUUAUGCCAUCUUUGGGUUUUACGAGAGGAGGACCGUCAACAUGCUCACGUCCUUCUGCGGGGCCCUCCAUGUCUGCUUCAUCACACCCAGCUUCCCUGUCGACACGUCCAACCAGUUUGUUCUCCAACUACGCCCGGAGCUCCAGGAGGCCCUCAUCAGUGUCAUCGAGCACUACAGCUGGCAGAAAUUCGUCUACAUUUACGAUGCCGACCGGGGCUUGUCAGUCCUCCAGAGAGUGCUGGAUACCGCGGCGGAGAAGAACUGGCAGGUGACAGCCGUCAACAUCCUGACGACGACAGAGGAAGGCUACAGGAUGCUCUUCCAGGAGCUGGAGAAGAAGAAGGAAAGGCUGGUGGUGGUGGACUGCGAAUCCGAGCGGCUGAAUGCCAUACUGGGCAAGAUCAUCAAGCUUGAAAAAAAUGGGAAUGGCUACCACUACAUCCUGGCGAACUUGGGAUUCAGGGACAUUGACCUGAUAAAAUUCAAAGAGAGUGGAGCCAAUCUGACUGGCUUUCAGUUGGUGAAUUAUACAGACACCAUCCCAGCCCGGAUCAUGCAGCAGUGGAAGAGCAAUGAUGCCCGGGAGCACCCUCGAGUUGACUGGAAGAAGCCAAAGUACACAUCUGCUCUUACUUACGAUGGAGUUCGGGUGAUGGCCGAGGCCUUCCAGAGCCUACGUAGGCAGCGGAUUGACAUCUCCCGUCGAGGAAAUGCUGGGGAUUGCCUUGCAAAUCCGGCCGUUCCUUGGGGUCAAGGCAUUGACAUUCAGAGAGCUCUGCAGCAGGUGCAUUUUGAAGGAUUAACUGGCAACGUUCAGUUUAACGAGAAAGGUCGUCGGACGAACUAUACCCUCCACGUGAUGGAAAUGAAACACGAUGGGAUCCGGAAGAUUGGCUACUGGAACGAAGAUGAAAAAUUUGUCCCAGCAGCCACCGAUGCACAAGGUGGCAACGAAUCCAUGAGUCUCCAGAACAAGACAUACAUAGUUACCACAAUUCUAGAAGACCCGUACGUGAUGCUCAAGAAGAACGCCAACCAGCUUGAAGGCAAUGACAGGUAUGAAGGCUACUGCGUGGAGCUUGCUGCUGAGAUCGCUAAGCAUGUUGGCUACAAUUACACGUUGGAGAUAGUGAGAGAUGGGAAGUAUGGAGCCCGGGACCCUGACUCUAAAACAUGGAAUGGCAUGGUGGGAGAACUGGUGUAUGGAAGAGCUGAUGUUGCUGUUGCACCAUUGACCAUCACCCUUGUUCGAGAAGAAGUUAUUGACUUUUCCAAACCGUUUAUGAGCCUAGGCAUCUCCAUCAUGAUAAAAAAACCUCAGAAAUCCAAACCCGGAGUGUUUUCCUUUCUGGAUCCCUUGGCUUAUGAGAUCUGGAUGUGCAUCGUCUUUGCCUACAUUGGAGUCAGCGUUGUCCUCUUCCUGGUCAGCCGCUUCAGCCCGUAUGAGUGGCACACCGAGGAAUUUGAAGAAGGGCGCGACCAGCCAGCUGCUGAUCAAACUAAUGAAUUUGGGAUAUUUAACAGUCUCUGGUUCUCCUUGGGAGCCUUUAUGCAGCAAGGAUGUGAUAUUUCACCAAGAUCUCUCUCUGGCCGCAUCGUGGGUGGCGUCUGGUGGUUCUUCACCCUGAUCAUCAUCUCCUCCUACACGGCUAACCUAGCUGCCUUCCUGACGGUCGAAAGGAUGGUGUCACCAAUCGAGAGUGCAGAGGACCUGGCCAAGCAGACAGAGAUCGCCUACGGGACCCUGGAAGCUGGGUCAACUAAAGAAUUUUUUAGGCGCUCUAAAAUAGCAGUGUUUGAGAAGAUGUGGACAUACAUGAAAUCGGCCGAGCCCUCCGUUUUUGUGAGGACCACGGAAGAGGGCAUGAUCCGGGUGAGAAAGUCGAAAGGGAAGUAUGCCUACCUCCUGGAGUCCACGAUGAACGAGUACAUCGAGCAGCGGAAACCGUGCGACACAAUGAAGGUGGGAGGUAACUUGGAUUCCAAAGGCUAUGGCAUUGCAACGCCAAAGGGGUCUGCACUGAGAAACCCAGUAAACCUGGCAGUGUUAAAACUGAACGAGCAGGGGCUUUUGGACAAAUUGAAAAACAAAUGGUGGUACGACAAGGGCGAAUGCGGCAGCGGGGGAGGUGAUUCCAAGGACAAGACGAGCGCUUUGAGUCUCAGCAACGUGGCGGGCGUUUUCUAUAUCCUCAUCGGUGGGCUCGGACUGGCCAUGCUGGUUGCCUUAAUCGAGUUUUGUUACAAGUCCAGGAGUGAAUCCAAACGGAUGAAGGGUUUUUGUUUGAUCCCACAGCAAUCAAUUAAUGAAGCCAUAAGGACAUCGACACUUCCCAGACCGGCCACGGCAGGAGCCAGCGGAGAGAACGGCCGGGUGGUCAGCCACGAUUUCCCCAAAUCCAUGCAGACAAUUCCGUGCAUGAGCCACAGCACCGGGAUGCCCCUGGGAGCCACAGGAUUAUAAUCGGCCUUGACACGUCACCCGGGUGCGAGCAGGGUCACCCCCGCCCCACCCCCCUCCAGUGCCAAAAACCAAUCCAAACCGAGAAACACGAUGACGACGACGAACAAAAGGGACUAUUCAAUGGAUCUUCCUGAGGAAAUUGAAUCUACUUUCCUUUUUGUUUUCCAAUAGAUCCACAGGCAGGAGAGUUAAACACAGUCUGCGCCGCAAUAAGGAGAGCAUAAUGGGAUUUAACAGACUCGCAAACCGUCCCUGGAUCGCAGAGCCGCUGGAAAACUAAUGAGGACUGUGCCAUUUUGUUUUAACUUGGUUGUUAAUAAGUCUUAGUGUGUGCAAUAUAUAUAUAUAUACACACAUAUAUAUAUAUUUUUUCUUACUAAUUCCUGUGGUGUCAGGAUGACAUCGGGCCGCCCUCCCGCCCCCACGCCUCCCCACACAGCCUUUUAAUCAGGUGUAGUUUGAGAUGCAAACCUAACGUUUGAGCUACUAACAGCAAAAGGGAAAAUGAAAUAAAAAAGGCGACCCUACUGCCCUGAUGGGCACCAGCGGCCAGCCCUUGGAUUCAUCAGGAGCCAGCUGUGUGUCCGCCAAGACCCUGGGGCAGAGUUUACUGCAACCGGUCAAGCAGUCAUGUGGAGGGCUCCGGCCAAUCUUCCUGCACCAGGCAGGACUCUCGGGAUGAGUCAACACCCACAUGGCAACACACAUUGACUUUGCAGGAACAAGGAGUGGAGGGAAGUUAGAAACAGAGGCGAGAGCACCCAAGUAACCCUGGAUCAAUGUGAUACGUACUCCGUAAGAGAUGACAAGUGGCGAUUCCAGGGAAACUGAGGCACGAUUGCAGACGUGUUCUGGGACUGGAGAAACCCAGCGUUUGGCAGCUGAGCCAACAGUGGACUAAGAUCAUGACAGACGGCUGCGUACGGAGGACAGGAACCAAACACAACUUUGAUCAUACAUGCAACCCUCUGCCUACACUAUCCAGGGCUAACUGGCAAUUGUGAGCCAUUUCCUCAUUGCUUUGCUUCUAUAUGUGCUCCUUUGUGGAUGGCUGCUGACGGGGGAACCACCAAGAGCCUGGAGUGAAACAGUCCUCACCAGUACAGGGGUGCUGGAAAUGUGAGGCUGUGCUUGGGACGUUUCCGGAUUUAGGCUCUGACAUCCCCUUCGGACUAACUUUGAAUUCAAAGGGGACUCUUCGCGGCUAAACAAUCAAGCCAGAUUUCUGGGAAGAACCUACAUCUCCCUGAAUCAAACCGCAUGGAUGGGGUGUCCCAUAGGACCUUCACACCCACUUCCAUGUUAUUGGGUUGAUGUUGGGCCUGUUAAACUCAGCUCUGGGCCAACGGGUUGGCGGAGAAGCCAAGAGCAGUGAGUUCUGGCUCGUUCCUCCUCGACAAGGAAGCAGGACUCACCAGGCACGUCGCUCUCCGCUCGGUCCAGGAACGCCUGUCCGAAACCCAGUGCAAAGCCAGCUGCUGGCAACGUUGCCCCAGCAGCUAAUUGUCUUAUUUCUUUCUUUUGCUUUUCUUUUUUUGGUUUCUGUCUAACCAGAAGAUUCAUUUUGUGAAGCCACCAGCAUGAAUAGCAGAACGCUCUGUUUUUGGGGGGGCUGGGGAAAUGCACCGUUUUAAAGGGAAUAUCAAGGAAGAUGGGAGAUCGUCCAUGGACGGAGCUGGACCGGUCUCAGCGGGGGCAGAUGACAAAACAAGGAGCAGUGGGCUCAAGUGGCAGCAAGGGAGGUUUAGGUUGGAUAUUAGGAAA